UCACGUGAUCAACAACCGAUGACGUCACACUCACGUCACUGCUAUUGCUGCGACUCCUCCUAAUGAUCGUCUCAUAACUGUCGACAAGGAGGAACAGCUGAAAGGCUAGCAACCCGAGUAGCACAUCUGCGACGUCGUGCAUAUUUGGUAGGUAAAUCUGACACAACAAAAGAUGGUACGACCACAUUUUGGACCUCCACGCAUAAAGCCCAGACCUUAUGGAGAUGGCCAUGGCAGUGGACCCAGAGAAGGUAAUUAUUCCCCAAGCACAAAGACCAGAAGAGACCACCAUGGCGGCCCAGGAAAGCCCCCUGUACACUGGAGAGAAUCAAGGGGUGGAGGACGACCCCCAUCUGACAGAAGAGGUCCGCCUAUGGGAGAUCAAAGAGAGCCACGUUUUAAUAACUGGAGGUCCCACAAUCAGGAUUCCCAUCAGUCAUAUGCUCCUAAAAUGGAACCACACCACAGCCAGAGGAGGCCACCUUCAUCCAGACUGAAUCGCCCUCCUCAGGCCCAGCAUCAGUCAUCAUCUCGCAGUCCACAGUCCCGAGGGUCCCCAGGUCAAAGGGGCCCUCCACCCCAUGGCCACUCCUCAGGUCACAGGUCACCCUCACCAAGACAUUUUCGUGGCCACCCAGCUGACAAAAGGCCAGGCUCUGCACCAGCCUAUCAGGGUUCCUUCAGGGGUCCCAAAAGACAGCCAGAUUUCCCCCACCAGGAGCAAAGAUUUAGAGGCCCCCGUGGGGACUUUAGCCCAAGAGGAAGGCCCUUUGCGGACUCUGGUCAUGGGAUGAAGCGAUGGAACAACAACAACGGAGCAUUCGCUCAUCCACACAAUGGUGAACAUGGGCCCUCCGGCUCUCAGAGGAGCCCAAGAGAGAUGCAGGGAAGAGGCUCGUUUUCAGAGAGGUGGUCAUCACAGCAAGACUCCAGGAGGCAGCGUGGUCCAAUGGAGAGGCAGGGCGGCAGACCCCACAGCUUUGAGAGCAUAAAAGAUGUCCCUCGCCUGCCCCUGUUCAGACCUCCGCCUUGGAAAGGAGGCCCCCCACCAUCAUCGUCUUUCCAACGCAACCCCCAGGACAAGCAACUGACAGCCCCCCGUAAGCGGAGACUGUCAGACAUCAGCUUGUCCUCAUCAAGCCCUGCACAGGAUCAUAGUGGCCCCAAGUACCCCAGGAGAGAGAGAAUUCCACUCCUCAGUAUUCCCAGACCCUUUGGUGUUAAACCUUUAUCACUUAGGGAUAAAAGUUUCCUUUUUAAAGGCAGACAAAUGAGAUUUGAGCCCUCCAUGAGGCUUAGAAUGCCUCCACCCUUCAGACCCAGGCCUCGCUUCGGAGAUGCUCCCUACAGGGGACCUCCCAGCUCUAUUCUUGCUAUUAGGAAGAAGCGCUUCCAGUCGAAUCCGGUUCCCUUGAAAAAGCUGGAACCUAGGGACACAAGACAUCAACAAUCUCCUGACAGAGAUGAAGGUGCAGCAAGCAGGUCCCCACGAGACUCUGAUACCAGAAAAGAACAGGUGGAGUCCCGCCGGCCCUUGAAUACACACAGAGCUUCUUCUCCCGUUGAGAAACGCGACCUUGUUGUCGUGUCCCACUGGGCAGCUGGGCAGAGCACUUCCAAGGAAGACUCUCCUGCCAAAGAUAGUAGUCCAAAAAUAAAGACGGAACGUAAUCCUGGCAUGUCAAAAAUAAAAUCAAGGUCACCAUCCCCUGAUGACAGAAAACGGGGUUAUUUGGACAAGAGAAUAUUCAGGCAUGGUGACUUAAUGUCAGAUUCGCGGCCCUACAGGCGACCUGGACCCAUGCAGCGACGGUUUCUUGGUCCAAGGAGGCCUGGCCCUGAACCAUCUGGACAUUUUAGGAGACCACUCAUGGAGAGUCUAGUGCCACGGCCCUCUGCAAACCAGAAUCCCGUAUUCCGAAAAAGUUACAGCAUCAUGUCCAAAUACCGCAACAUGAGAGUGAUUCGACAACGUGCUCCUUACAACCGAGGACCCAACCAACAACGCUGGUGACCACUUCAGGGUCUAUUAUUGGAGACCUAGGAAAGGACUGCUAAUAUGAUACAUAUUGUACAUUAUGGUGUUUCUUACAUUUGGUUUAAGCAAUGAAACCCAACUUUAACAAAACCUUGUAGAUUACGGUGCUGUUGAGUGGUAUGUUUUGGGACUUCCUACACAAGACAAGGCUUUAAUUCAAAGAUUGGAAUUGGAUUUGCAACUUUUUUUUGUUUUUCAUUACAUAUUUCAGAAAUGGCACCUUUUUUGUUGGAUGUGCCUGUCAAGACACUCUGUUCCCUAUUGUACAUUGGUCUGUGUAAAGUCAUCUUUUUGAGG
Molecule: messenger RNA, 2335 nt
Organism: Entelurus aequoreus (snake pipefish)
Lineage: Eukaryota; Metazoa; Chordata; Actinopteri; Syngnathiformes; Syngnathidae
Exons: 10
Coding region: 173-2014 (613 amino acids)
Source: RefSeq, a predicted model, not a curated record